This is a messenger RNA of Gastrolobium bilobum, 1479 nucleotides long. RefSeq lists its product as uncharacterized. Lineage: Eukaryota; Viridiplantae; Streptophyta; Magnoliopsida; Fabales; Fabaceae. The transcript has 4 exons. Gene Ontology annotation, molecular function: nucleic acid binding; zinc ion binding. The record is from RefSeq and is a predicted model, not a curated record. Bases 1 to 1479 code for a protein of 492 amino acids.
AUGACUGUUAAUGAGUACAUUGAUAAAUUCGGGCAGCUGAUGGAAUAUGCCAAUUUUGAUCGGAACAUCUAUGACGAGGAAUGGCAAGUGGAGAAAUUUGAAAGUGGACUGCACCCAGAGAUCCGCAAGCUCAUGCUGAUUACAGCUAAUCGUACUCUGCCUGAAUUGAUUAAUCAGAGUCGGCAAGCGGAGGAAAUUAUCAAUGAAGCAAGGAAUCUGUCUAAACAGCCGAUGCAAUCUCAGGGAGGAAGUAAAGUUGGCCGGUUCUUCAGGAGGAUCACCGAAAUGAAUAGGGGCAAGGUCUUUCGACAUGGAAGCAAUUCAUGCUAUAGGUGUGGUCAACCAGGACAUUUUGCUUCUGAUUGCCAACGGAAUGCUAACCAGCCUCCUACUCAAGCUCGGGUGUUCACCCUUGAUGCAAAUGAAGCUCAGAAGUACCCUAAUCUGAUUCGAGGUAAUGUAAUUUUGAAUGGCUAUCCAAUAUCUGUUAUCUUUGAUUCUGGAGCAUCAGGUUCUUUUAUGGCGAAACACAAUGCUAUGAGAAUAAGCAUCACCCCAGCUCCGUUACCUUAUGAGUUACAAAUCAGUACUCCUACUGGAGGAUCUUGUACUGCAUCAGAAAUCUACAGAGGGGUUAUUUUGCAAUUUAAAGGAAACACUUAUACAAUGAACUUAGUGGUUCUACUGGUAUUCAAUUUUGAGGUGAUUAUCGGGGUGGACUGGUUGACGGAGAAUGGAAUAACAUUGGACUGUCCAGCAGGGAAAGUCAUAGUUCCUUCGAAAGAUGUUGACAACCAAAUUCAGAAUGUUCCUGUUGUGAACGAAUUCGAGGAGGUGUUCCCAGAUGAAAUUCCUCGAUUACCUCUUCAUCGGGAAAUUGAAUUUCCCAUUGAACUUAUUCCUGGAGUUGGACCUAUUUCCAUUGCUCUGUAUCGUAUGGCACCUUUAGAACUUCGGGAGCUGAAGAAGCAGAUAGAAGAGCUGCUGUCCAAAGAAUUCAUCAGACCCAGUACCUCUCCAUGGGGUGCUCAAGCAAUUCUGAUUAAGAAGAAGGAUGGCAGUCUGCGUUUGUGUGUGGAUUACCGUCAACUGAACAAAGUGAUAGUGAAGAAUAACGUUCACAAAAGUCUGAAGUACUUGUUCGAUCAGAAGGAGUUAAACAUGAGGCAACGGCGGUGGAUGGAAUUUUUGAAAGACUAUGAGUUUGAACUUAAAUACCACCCAGGUAAGGCAAAUGUGGUAGCUGACGCUUUGAGUCGGAAGACUCUGCACACUGCAACUCUGAUGGUUGAAGAACUUAAACUGUUUGAGGCUUUUCGAGAUAUGAAUUUGUCAGUUGUCAGAAGAAGGCGUAGUAUAAGGUUGGGCAGCGUGAGAAUAGAGAAUGAGUUACUCCGUAGAAUUAAGAAGGCUCAAAGAGAUGAGGAACUAGUCCAUAAUUUGGCUGGUAUCCAAGAUGUAGUAUGGAAUGAGAAUUAA